Messenger RNA from Hyalella azteca, 2972 nucleotides. RefSeq names its product prolyl 3-hydroxylase 1. Gene Ontology annotation, molecular function: oxidoreductase activity, acting on paired donors, with incorporation or reduction of molecular oxygen; iron ion binding; L-ascorbic acid binding. Bases 170 to 2665 code for a protein of 831 amino acids. The record is from RefSeq and is a predicted model, not a curated record. The transcript is spliced from 14 exons. Lineage: Eukaryota; Metazoa; Arthropoda; Malacostraca; Amphipoda; Hyalellidae. Gene Ontology annotation, biological process: collagen metabolic process.
AGCAGUGUUAGCGUGCGUUUCGAACCGUGAUCUGACGUUAUUUGUUCUUCCUGUGUGAUCCCUCGAGAGUACGCUAAGUUAUGAACACGAUUAAGUUACAAGUGAAAUACAAGUCUAACCACGCGUGCCUCUCACUUUUGUUAGGGAGUACGUAAAGCCAGGAAAAAUCAUGGGUAUCACAAUCGUCACUCGACUGACUCUGGUGAUUGGCUUGAUUUCUCUAGCUUCCCCUGAAAUCAUAAGAAACCUAACCCGCAAGGAGGUUGAAGCCCCGGUCGCCAUUGAAGAUGUGUUCGAUAACCUAAUAGUUGAAGAAGCACAUGGCAUGCCGGCUGUGAUCGUGGAUGUGAAUGACAUCCUACAAAUCGCCGAAACCGCCGACGUGCCAACCAUAAGUGAACGCGAGACGGACGCCAACCCGAGCAUAAUCGCGUCUGUCCUAAACGAAGGAGAAUCUUACACGGAUGAACCCCUCACCCUGAACACCUCUUCUAUACUCGACGACAAGGCAAACGAGGAGGACCACAGUCGCACGUAUGACAAGCUCUACCAGCAGGGCGUUGACCACUACCUCAGCAAUGACUGGCAUCAGUGUGUGGGGUACUUGGAGCUCGCCAUCAAGGACUAUACCUGGUACACCAACACGCUUAAGAGCUGCCGUCGCGAUUGCCGUGCAGAGGCCCAGGGGGCGACGCCCCUGGCGCAACCCCGCAGCGUCGAACAGGAGUUCUACGAGACGACGAUCAGGAACGCGCUGUGCCUCCUGAAAUGUCGCCAGAAGCACUUCUUGUCCCGUCACCACCACGUUGCUCCUGCCAGCGUUGACAGGGAGUUUAUAUCACGCAAGCCUUACGACUACCUGCAGCUCUGCCUCUUUAAGUUGGGCAGGUUCCAGGAUGCCGCCAACGCUGCAGUAACUGUGCUCGCGGCACAGCCCACGCACACCGUCAUGUCCAACAACCUCAAGCAAUAUAUUGAGCAGUACUCCGCCGACCAGGACGAGCUCGAUAACCUCGAGCUUCAGGAGUAUGCCGUGGAGUACGUGCGUGGAGACCAGGCUCACUCUGCAGAGGACUACGCGAGGGCGGUGGAGCACAUGGAGGCGGCGCUGACGCUGUACUGGCGCGCCCUGGAGGACUGCCGUCUCAUGUGCGAGGAGCCUUUCGACCAGGGCUGGUUCCCCGACUUUGUUUCUUCAGUUGCCAAUCACUACACCUUCACCUUCCGCUGCAAGAGGAAGUGUGGCCUGCAGCUCUCCAACCUUUACGGCGAGGACAUACAAGACUUCCUUCCCUCCAUCCUCAACUACCUGCAGUACGGCUACCAGAAACUUAAUGAGAUCCCGAAGGCGUGCGCUGCCGUGGAGAGCUACUUGGAACUGCUCCCUGCUGACGCCACGAUGCUGCGUAACAAGCAGUACUACCUCGCUAACUAUCAGAAGAUAGACAAGUUCUUCGUCGUCAGGAAGGAGGUAGCGGAGCAUGCAGCCAGGGAGCGUUACGAGGAGCGCCUGCUAAACUUCAUCGACACGGAGUUCGUCUUCUUGGAGGAAGACCCGUCCGUCAUGAUGAAAGAGCUGGCAAUUGAAGACGAGGGAGACGAAGAUGGCGCUUUUGCUGUGCGAGAUUCGUCAGUCCCAGUUCAUGAAGAUCCGCAGGUUGAAGAACCCAAAACCAUCGCCACACAAGAACCUGUCGGAAACGGUGCAGAGACUGACGCCACGGCCACGACAUCGUUUGUGGCCGCUGAUAAGUUCUCAGUUAAGGAGAGUUCUGGGGCUGCGGUAGUUGAUAUACAUGACGAAGCUAGACGAAGUCCUUCUUUAGUUACUUCGAGUCUUCGCAGCCGAGGCGACGCCGGUGACAUUGAAGCCUCUGAGGGUAGAAUGUUGAGGGACAAGCAACCAACCGCCGCAGUGACGCUGGGGCCCGCGGCGCUGAACGGCUCCCGUCGCUACGUCGUCGACGGCCUCAUCUCAGACAUCAAGUGCAAAAUCCUGAGCGCUCUUGUGCAUGUUGCUGGGGAGCGCGGGGACGGCUACCACCGCAACGUCAACCCACACACUGAGGCCGAGGAAUUCUUUGGCCUCACGCUCAGUCGUACAGGCCUGAUGGUGCACGCCGGUCUGCUCGAGGCUGACAUGUUGCGACUGGUGUUGCGCGUCACAAGCGUCGCUAAGCAAAACAUCGAGCAACACUUUGAACUGCAACGUCCACUCUACUUCUCCUUCACUCACCUCGUCUGUAGGACUGCAAAACCGGAAUAUUACGACACCCGCCCGCCCGGAGACCUCAGCCACGUGGUGCACGUAGACAACUGCAUCCUGUACGGCCCAGGCGAAUGCCUGCAGCGCCCUCCUGCCUACACCUUCCGCGACUACAGCGCCAUCUUGUACCUCAACGACGACUUCGAGGGCGGAGAAUUCGUCUUUACAGACGACCCACAGGCAAAGGCUGUCCAAAGUUCAGUAACACCCAAAUGCGGACGCAUGGUUGCGUUUUCCGCUGGUCCGGAAAACCCUCACGGCGUGAAGGCAGUUCGACGAGGUAGUCGCUGCGCGCUUGCGCUGUGGUUUACGCACGACGCUAAGCAUCGCGACAAGGAUAGAAUUUUAGCCGAGACUCUGCUCAAUAAGAUAAAAUUGGGAGAAAUUAAGGUCAAGUAGAGUUGGCACACGUGAAUCCGCUUAUGAAUAUGAUUUACUUGUCAAUUGUACGUUCCAUUAAGUAAAUUGAUGGUAGGUGUUCCCUUGAGUUUGACGUAUUUAUCAUAAGCUCCUAUUUGUGCCGUACACCAACAUUUCAUUUCAAUUAAAUUUUCAAUAUUUUGUAGGCAUCAGUCGCUAUGACGACGAUGAUAUGAUGUAUCAUGUAGGUAGAAUCACGCAUGCGGGAAUUCGUAUCUCUUUUUGGAGCAGUUUAUAAUGUCUCGGACAAAUUUACGGCCAGUCGUUCAAAUCUGUACAGUAGUUC